This is a messenger RNA of Laetiporus sulphureus 93-53, 670 nucleotides long. RefSeq lists its product as uncharacterized. The transcript is spliced from 2 exons. Lineage: Eukaryota; Fungi; Basidiomycota; Agaricomycetes; Polyporales; Laetiporaceae. The coding region runs from base 407 to 580 and encodes 57 amino acids. The record is from RefSeq and is a predicted model, not a curated record.
UUGCUUCUUUGGCAAAAGAGUGAACUCCCAUAGCUAGAGGCCACUUGCGCAACGCAGUCCCCAAGAAUGCUUUGUGCCUCCACAUCGUGCGCAACAACGCGAUGAUCUCGAGGUACGGGGGAUCUGUAUAUCCAGCGGUCAUUCGUCUUGGCUAUGCCUCUUGAAUCCAAUUGUUGCAACGCGAUGCCGUCACAACAAAGGGAGUGCAACGGGAUGUUGGUUUGACCUGCCAGAUUAGGCCACAUCCAUCCUCGUGUAUCUCUCGUGCCACGCUACAUAGACUCGUUCUUCCGGAAGCCCGUUUGCCUCAUGGCCUAUAUAUCGAUACGGCCUCUUGGCGUGCCCCACUCUUCCCAACCAUUACCUCUCCUCUCCUGUCGCCGUCCGUGACAGAACGCUCGCCGAUAUGCUCGUAGGGCUAUGGCAGAAUAGGCUCGCUCUGUUAGCGAUAUUUGCCUCCGUCAUCGUGCAAUGUGCUGUACCUGUCUCCGCUGCGGUCCCCUCUCUCCAGUAUUUCAGAAAUAAUAACGGCGAGGUGAAACGUCCGUCGGUCCUCAGCUGUCUGCGUCCCCGCUCGUGAAUAUCUCACCUGCACGUCUUGCAAUCUUCUCAGACAUCGUUCAUGACCGAUCCGAGACCUACGAUGAUGCAAUACCAGUGCAGCCAUCCA